This is a messenger RNA of Ricinus communis (castor bean), 1267 nucleotides long. Its product is annotated as RRP15-like protein. The record is from RefSeq and is a predicted model, not a curated record. Gene Ontology annotation, biological process: maturation of LSU-rRNA; maturation of 5.8S rRNA. NCBI's taxonomy places the organism in Eukaryota, Viridiplantae, Streptophyta, Magnoliopsida, Malpighiales, Euphorbiaceae. The transcript is spliced from 8 exons. Gene Ontology annotation, cellular component: preribosome, large subunit precursor. Bases 160 to 1083 code for a protein of 307 amino acids.
AAAUAAACUGGUGUUGAGAAUAAGACAAAUGAAAUUGCGAUAUUAGCAGGGUUUAGUAAUUUGCAGCAAAAACCCUAGAGCAACAACAAGGCUUACUCCAUUCUUCUCUCAAAACUCUGAUCUGUUAACUGAUACUUUGUUGAAACCCUAAAUUGAAGAAUGGCCGAAGAAACCCAUAUGCAACAAUCAAUAAAUCCCUUUAGAAAGAGAAAACUAGGGCAAAAGAAAGGCAAGAAAGCAAAGAAGAAGCAAAAACAGUUUCAGGGUAUGAAAGGGAGAGUAAGAAAAGACCCUAAAAUUAUGAAACUACUUAGAAAGAAGGCACGUGAUUAUAAUUCUGAUGACGAUGAAGACGAAGAAGAAGAAGAGAAAACCCAUGUCAUUGAUGAUAAAAAGAUUGUAUCAUUAAAGGACAAUGAUAAUGAUGAUGGUGAAAAGAAGGAUCUUGGCAUUGAAAUUGAUGGGUCUGACCUUGAAGAAGAAGAAGAAGAAGAAGAUGGUGAAAUUCAGCCUGGAAUUACAAAAUUAAUCGAGGGUUGUAGAGCUUUUAAGAUUGCUUUUAACAGUAUUAUAAAAAAGAGUGUGUCUGAUGAUUCAUUGGGACCAGUGUUAUCAGGUCAUAAAAAGCUUGUGGCGGAGAAGCUUGCUGAGGAGGACUCAGAAAGGAAGGUCAAGGGAGAGGCCAAGAAAGAGAAAAAAUUGAUGGAAGAGAAGGGACAUGUGAAGCCUGCUAAUUAUUUAGACUCGCAUGAAAAGUAUUUGAUAGGUCUCGCUACAAAAGGAGUGGUCAAGUUGUUCAAUGCUGUCAACAAGGCACAAAAUUCACAGAAAGGGCUCGAUCCUUCAAGAACAAAAGAUGCAAAAGUGAUAAAUAAGCGGAGGAAAGAAGCCUUUUUCUCUGAGUUAGGCAAGACAUCAGUUUCUAAUGCUGCUGCUAAGCCUGAGGGGCCUUCUUGGGCUCCAUUACGUGACAACUACAUGCUUACAAACUCAAAGUUGAAGGAUUGGGAUAAAAUGCCGGAUACAGUUGUGGCGGAUGAUAUCGGGAAGAUGUCUGAAGACAGUGGUUCUGAUGAUGGCUGAUACAUUUAAACUCUGGUUCAUGAAGCUUUUGUUGGGAAAACUCUUGUUAACAUCUGGAAAAAUCAAUGUAAUGAUACUGUUAAUGCAUAGCAAAGGUUUCGAUUCCUUCUUUAUGAUGUUUCAAGAUAAAUUAUCUGAAUGCUAUCUAAUUGUUUUCAUUUAAUGGAGCUUCAUAUUCGCUGCC